AUGGCGUGUUCGUCGUCGUUGCUGAUGUUCAAGUUGGAAAAUGUGGAAUCAAGGAAUCCUUUGGAGUGUCUCAUAUGCGACCGGGAAUUCUCUUCACCUAUUCGUUUGCCUUGUCAACACAGUUAUUGCCGCGAUUGCAUUCAGGAUUAUAAAACUUGUCCAGUUUGUAACGCCGCAAUUGAUGGCGAAAUAUGUCCGGAUAAUUUGCUCUCAUUUCUAAUUGAUACCAGUCAUGAAACAGCUGAUGUUUGUGCCAACUGUGAUCAAAUAUCUCAGCCGAUGCAUUUCUGUGAAACGUGUCAGCAAGCUCUGUGUAAUCAGUGUCGGCAUAACACACAUCAGGCUAAGAUGUUUUCGGCUCAUCGAGUUGUACCACUAGAAGAGCGAGCGCGAGUCAAAGGGCGUAUGAGUUGUCCAGCACAUGGAGAGCCUUAUAUACUUUAUUCAAUGGAGAAUCGUAGCCUUGCUUGCAUUGUGUGCUUUAAUAAUGCUGCUUUUGAUUCGAGACAUCACCUUGUUCAAAUCGACGCUGCCCAUAAAAUGGGAUGUGAGAAAUUGGAUAAAGCAACUGUCAAAUUACGCUCAUUUCAAGACGAUGUUCGAGAGCAAUUGCAACUAAGAAAACGGUUGGCUUCCGAACUUGCUGAAAGUCAUCGUGUGGCUUGUGAUAGUAUUCGACAAACGUGCCAGGAAAUGACUGACACGCUAUUGACAGUUCGAGAUCGACUGUUGAAAAAACUUGAUGAAGAAAUGUCUACACGAAUUAAGCAUUUCCAUAAGCAGAUGAGACAACUUGCUUCUCUGCAGCCUACAACACGACUUUACCUCCUGAGUGCUUCAAUUUUUUGCUCAUCUGCUUCGAAACUUGACUUUUUGCAGUCUUACACAGAUUUGUUAAAGAGAAUACAGAAUUUAAUGGCAAUGCAAUGCGAUAAGCCGCAGUUUACCGGAGAUUUAGCAGUGGAUAGUCGUGAAGAAUUUAGCAAAGCUUUGGAGCCAUUUCUAGGGCUGUCCUCUCUCUUGUUAUGCACUAGAAGAAGCAAUAAUAAUGAGGCAGACAGAAAUUGUGGUACAGCAUCACCUCGAAAUGGUUUUGUUCGGCAUUCAGGGUCUAGUUAUGUCAAUGGAUGCCAGUUGUUAUUGAGUAAAUAUCAGUUGGUAGUGGACCUCAACGGUGCUUUUGGUGAGCAGUUUAGUCGAGUUGAAACCCCUCUUCAAUUACAUAAGUGCGAAAUGGCUAAACUUGGAAAAAAGGUGCAAGAGCUACAACGAGAUUUGACUCUACGAAGAUGUAUUGUUGGAAAAGAUUCUGUUAAUGAUCUUAUUUGGAGGUGUGAAGAUUUAGAUAUUAGGGCUGGUCAACAUUCUGCAAUGGUGAGUGAUCUGCAAUCUCAGUUGCAACAAAUCUGGCAAGAACAGUUGGAUAGAGUUCGUAGACAGCAAGCAUUGUUUAGAGAAAAGAUCGAAGAAAUGAUAACACUAAGAGAAAAUGCCCAUCAUGUUUUGAAUGCUGCAAAGCAGCUUGAACCAUACGCUGCUUGUUUAGCUGCAGUAACGUCCGUGAUUGAUCACAAACGCUGUCACAAGCCAGAUCCAGCGCCAAUGGAGACUAUAUGUCAACAAAUUAAUACUAUCGAACCUGAUAGUCAGCAGAGGAUUGAGGCGAUAGAAAAAGAAGAGCACAAUCGUCGUUUGGUGCAAGAUCAGAAGAAACUUGAAGAGCAGAUGGAAAUUGCGGCUGUCAAGAAAAGUUUAAAAACUACUAAAGAGCUAAAGAAAUUGAGGCGGAAAGUUGUUGGUGGCAGUUUCCACUCAUCACGUCUACCUUUGGUGAAUACAACUCGUGAUCGGAGUCGUGGUGGCACAGAUCGAGCUUUGUUCUCACCUUGUCGACGUCGCCACAAAGGGUUGCUUUUUCUUUUAAUGUCUUUUACCAUAUCGUUUCCUUUUUCUUUGGUUGUUGAAAAGAGAAUAGAUUUUUCGAGGAGCCAGUCAGACGUGGAUGAGAUGGAAAACUCAUUGGACGACUCUUUUGAAUUUGUGGCUAAAUCUCCAGCUGCUGAAGUGGAGCUUACGAAAGUAGAGCAACAGUUUUGCCGUUCAGUUCCAUUUCGACUUUCAUCGUCUUUACCUGUUGUAUUUAAUUGCAAAGAUACUUUCCCAUCAGCAAGUAGUUCAUCGCCUGAUGAUAAUCAUAUUUUGAUUACAGUUGACGAUACGCAAGUGGACAGAGAUUGCAAGGAUGAAAAAAUCAUAUUGAGCUCUAAAAUCCCUCAAGUCCCAUUUGUUCCAAAAGCAAUCUUUGCUAAUUUGAAUGGCUCAAGUAGCACUCUUGGUACAUACGAAGUGCGUGAAAAGGUUCUAGAAAGCUUAAAACAAAGAAUUCCAGUCGUUGAUCCAGAUACUCUUCCAUGA
This is a messenger RNA of Thelazia callipaeda (thelaziosis nematode), 2415 nucleotides long. The record is from the annotation of a GenBank genome assembly. Lineage: Eukaryota; Metazoa; Nematoda; Chromadorea; Rhabditida; Thelaziidae.